Molecule: messenger RNA, 1348 nt
Organism: Paecilomyces variotii
Lineage: Eukaryota; Fungi; Ascomycota; Eurotiomycetes; Eurotiales; Thermoascaceae
Product: 6-phosphogluconate dehydrogenase
Exons: 2
Coding region: 264-1265 (333 amino acids)
Molecular function (GO): oxidoreductase activity
Source: RefSeq, a predicted model, not a curated record
GCUUUGUUAAUCAUCGUCAGUGACUCCUACGGAGUCCUACCUUAAGAUAGAACCCCGCAUGCCGCCAUCUCGAAUAAGCACCGGAUAACCCCCUGGUUUGCCGACCGUGCUGAUAAAGAUUGGGAGCGCAACGAUAGUUAACUAUUAGACGUUCCGUGUAACACUCUUAUCAUCGUUCUCCAAUAUUGUAUUCAAGUUAGAAGUUCCUUUAGAAAUCUGGAAAUCGGAAAUUAUCGUUAUAUGCACCGUCAAUCAUCGUAGCAAUGCGACCUGUGUCUGUAGGGAUCCUCUCCAUUGGAGAUAUGGGCCUUGGUGUAGCCCGCCUCCUAAAAGCACAUGAUUAUCGCGUUCUUACUGUAGGUUUGGGUAGAAGUGAAGAUACGCUCGCGCGGAUCCGGUCAGCCGCGAUCGAGUCUCUACCAUCCGAUCAAGAACUGGUAGUGCAGUCAGACUACAUCCUAUCGAUCGUUCCACCAAGAGAUGCCCUCGCGACUGCUCGUCGGAUAUCGGAAGCAUGCCAGUUACCGGAUACAGCUCCUCAACGUGCAAAAAUUCCCGAUCUGGAGGGACUCGAGACGCGACAGAAGCCGUACUACUUCGAUCUCAACGCAAUCUCUCCACGUCUAACAAGAGAAGUCGGUUCACUGCUAUCGCUCCCGGCCACAAGUCAAGAUGACAGCGACACCACUCUUUGUCACUUCGUGGACGGUGGCAUCAUCGGCGGUCCACCAUCUCAAGAUCCAGAAACGAAGGCCUGGAAGAAGCCCAGCAUUGUGAUAUCUGGCUCUGUUGAUCUUCCAUCUAGCUUCCGCGGUUUGUCCGAGAUCCUUAAUAUGAAGCUGGUAUCUCCCACGAUCGGCUCCGCAUCGACGCUGAAGCUGUCGUUUGCUGCACUGACCAAGGGUCUCACCGCUCUCUCGAUCCUCUCCUUUUCCACGGCGCAAAAGGAAUCAGUUCUCCCGGAGCUGCUGGAACAUCUGCAGCAGUAUUCGCCAGCCACUGCAGCGUUGGCUACCAAGGGGAUCAUAGGUAUGCCACCCAAGGCGUAUCGAUGGGUGGAAGAGAUGCGCGCAAUCGGGGAAGCAUUUGAUACAGAAGGCGACUGGCACGGACUGGGAGAUAGUGUAUACGGAGCAUUUGCAGAAGUUUAUCGAACCGUGGCAGAAGACACUAUCCUGGGAGAGGAGAAGAUAGGCAAGAGGAACAGAGGCAAGACUGCAGAAGACGUUUCGGAGAUCGUGGCAAAGCGGUCCAGGCGUGGUUGAGAGUCAUACGCGUCGAGGUCAUGUUCAGAUGCUCGAUGCAGAUGGAAGACAGAAAAACACAGCGUCAUUCUAGACUUGCGGGU